Messenger RNA from Electrophorus electricus (electric eel), 2121 nucleotides. It is a transcript of the gene ttc9, whose product is annotated as tetratricopeptide repeat domain 9. The record is from RefSeq and is a predicted model, not a curated record. Gene Ontology annotation, molecular function: protein binding. Lineage: Eukaryota; Metazoa; Chordata; Actinopteri; Gymnotiformes; Gymnotidae.
UUGCGGUCGUCUAGAUUUACAUCGGAGAGACCUCGCAAGAACUGCAUAAAAGACGUUAUCGGGUAGAAUCCGUGGUGUCUCGUAGGCAGAACGAGCACGACCACCUGCGUCGUCGAGGGAUGCGCGCGCUCUCCUCCGCUCGAGGAUCAUUCUGUCGUUCGGAAGGCGACGGGCCAGGCUGACCGGCAUCGCUGCGGUAGUGACGGGGACCUAUCGAAGUCGCUCAGACUUAUUUAGAGUCGCUUAUUCUGACACUACAGGAAUGACUGGCUCAGCCGCCGGCUCGCCGCACUGACGGGAACACCGCCGUACGGAAUCGAAAUUACAAGGGGAUGUAGUGGCGCGGGGAAGACCGCGAGCUCACGGAGCCAACCGCAGUGUCAGAAGCGGGCGGAAUCGAGCGGUUUGAUAUCGUGUUGAGGAAACUCGUGUCGGCUCACCGCGAUCCGCUUAGGCAGAGGGAUGAGUCUGGACAAAGCGGUCUAUGAAGGGAAACCCCGCGCGGACGGCGACGCGGAGGGGGUGAUUAGCAGCGGAAAUGUCGGAUCGCCGCGGCACCCAGCGUGCGCUCAGCCCCCCGGCGGACGGAGCCGCGACGCGCGUUACCAGCAACACUGUCGCCACCACGGAGGUUCGGUAGUGAAGCAACCGCCACAUAAUGAGCCCGCGGACCUGGUGAAGCGCGCUCUGGAUUUCAAGACCCAGGGUACACAGUGCUACAAGGACAAGAAAUACCGAGAGGCGAUCGGGAAAUACCACCGCGCGCUGUUAGAGAUGAAAGGUCUGUGUCGCGUGCUCGGCGACCCCGACGUCAACUCGAAGUCCCCGUCCUCCGUGCUACCGGGCAUUAGCAAGUCCAGCCUUACCGACGAGCAGAAAGGCGCGGUGGAGAGCGCGGAGCUGGAAUGCUACAACAGCCUUGCGGCCUGUCUGUUACAGAUGGAGUUGGUGAACUAUGAGCGGGUGAAAGAGUACUGCCUGAAGGUUCUAAGGAAAGAAGGAGAGAACUUCAAAGCAUUGUAUCGCUCAGGUGUUGCUUAUUACCACUUGGGAGACUACCACAAGGCUCUACACUACCUACAGGAGUCCCACAAACAAGAGCCCUCAGACACCAACGUGAUCCGCUAUAUCCAGCUGACGGAGAUGAAGAUCCGCCGUGUCGCACAGCGGGAGAAGAAAGAGUGUCCGUAAGGUCUUCCCUCCUUCCUGCCAUCUCCCGUGCUUGGAGUUCCCGUUCACAUCGCCAGCCGGUUGGAGUCCCGGCUUCGGCCCAUCCCCCUUCCUGUCCUGCGGACACCGCGCCUCUGAUCCUUGCCACUAGCAGCUCUUCAUGAUGUCGUGAACGUUGUCAUGGACCAAGACUUUGGCUUGCUGCGUGAAGGCCACGUGAUGUCAAGUUUCGGGUUAGAAGCUGGACCAGACGCCGGGUCUUCGUGGCCAGUCACCAUAUCCCCACAGCUCCUCAUGCGUGUGCUCCAUUUGUGAGGUGGUCCCUGAUUUGUGUAAAGCAUAUCUGUACAGACCCGAACCGCAAGCUCGACAAAGCAGUAGUCACUUUUGUUUAAGUGUGAAAACGAAUAAAUCACUCGAUGUGGAGUUAGGUAACCCAUACCAACAAUCACACACAAACCUAAUUAAAAAAAACCUGGCUUGCUGGGACACAUUAUAGGAUAUCACAUUCAGGAUCUCUGUUGCCCCCUUUGAACUUUAGUACAGAGCAUCUCAUCAAACAUCAAACAUCUCAAAUCCUUUAGCACCUGCCCUACAUAUUAUGAAACGUGUGUAUUUUCUACAUGUCUUCACUGAACAGAUGGUGUAAUACAGUACGUGCUUAAAAGAGCACUCAAAGAUCUGUGAGAGAAACAUUCUAGUUGGAACAACCAACUCACUGUGCCACUUAAAAGAUCAGAUCACUUUGAUGUCGUGACAGAUAGGAUUUUUCUACUCUGGCAAGAAACCCAUGUUCACGUUUUAAGUGUCUGAAAGCACAAAUAACCACGGAAUCUGUGCUUGGCUUGAAAUGCUUGGAAGGUAUGUAUUUCUUCCACGUAUCAUAUUGAAAUCCCGAAUAGUCAUGACAAUGUUAAGUGCAAAAUAAAGUUUGUGUUUAUUGGUAUUGAA